Verticillium alfalfae VaMs.102 is the source of this 1182-nucleotide messenger RNA. RefSeq lists its product as hypothetical. Lineage: Eukaryota; Fungi; Ascomycota; Sordariomycetes; Glomerellales; Plectosphaerellaceae. The transcript is spliced from 4 exons. Gene Ontology annotation, molecular function: methyltransferase activity. The coding region runs from base 1 to 1182 and encodes 393 amino acids. The record is from RefSeq and is a predicted model, not a curated record.
AUGGGACGUCACUCGGGGACCUCCGGUUUCACCUCGCUGGCCUCCUACGUCCUGCGUCACUCCCAUCAAGAAGGGCCGGUGGCGUCUUGCCCCUCCUUCAUCCCCACCCCCCGUGACGGCGCGCCUCAUCGGGGUACGCUUGUGCUCCCCCAUCGGCAGGUGGGGGUUUACUGGACGAGCACUCUGCUCAGGCGCUACCAGUCCUUCCGGCCGGGCGAGUACCCCAUCCCCAACGACGACAUCGAGCAAGAGCGAGAGGAGAUGAAGCACCAGAUGAUCAAGAGACUCUUUGACGGCAAUGACUACCUCGCCCCCAUCGGCGAUCACCCGCAAAGGAUCCUCGACAUCGGGACAGGCGUCGGCUUAUGGGCCAUUGACGUGGCCGAUAAGUUUCCCAGUGCCCAGGUCAUCGGCGUCGACAUCACGCCGAUCCAGACGAGCUGCAUACCGCACAAUGUCAUAUGGAGGAUAGACGACAUUCAGAACACCACCUGGGACCCUCCAUAUGCCAACCUUGACUUUGUUCACCUUCGAUCCGUCACAGUCAUCUUGUCUGAUCCAGUGGGCGUGCUGGAAUCGACGUUCAAACACCUCAACCCGGGGGGCUGGGUUGAGCUUCAGGAUGUUGGAUCCAACAUCUUUUGUGACGAUGACACCAUGCCGUCAAACCACCCAAUGCUCCAUUUCAUGGAUCGCUUCGUCAACAUGUUCGGUCCCGCUCACCGAUGCAGUCUUGGCAUCAUGUCCACCAUUCAUGAAGAUCUCGAGCGCAUCGGCUUCACGCAUAUCCACGUACGCCGGCACAAGAUGCCCAUCGGAGCGUGGGCCAAGGAUAGAAAGCGCCGCGAGAUCGGUCUCUUCAUGAGCAAGCACGUUCUCUGGCAACUGGUGCGUGCCGUGCUCGUCAAGUGGCCGGAGAUGGGCCUCCAGUCGAAACAGGAGGCUGAGGUCUUGGAGCACGAGAUCAGAAAAGCCUUCGAAGACCCUGGAAUUCACGCCUACCUUCCGUGCUACCAGUCGGGUGUCUUUCUGACGCCACCCUCACCGGCGAUUGUGUACCGACGCCUUCCGACAGACACAUGCGAGGACGCACUGAACGGGCGAAGAGCGGCAGUUGAUAGUGGCGCGGUGGGCGGCGACAGCCUUCAUCUGCCGGGGUCUGAACGGCUGCGGGCGGGCUAG